Molecule: messenger RNA, 1128 nt
Organism: Penicillium olsonii
Lineage: Eukaryota; Fungi; Ascomycota; Eurotiomycetes; Eurotiales; Aspergillaceae
Source: the annotation of a GenBank genome assembly
AUGGCACCCCGGGUUCAGACCCGCGUGUCCAACGCCCUCCUCCCCUACCUCACAUCUACCUCUAUCUCUUCCCUCCCCUCAUCCUCAUCACAAUGCCUCUCUCGGCAAUUCUCCGUCACGGCAGCAUCACAGACCAAGCUCCGUCGACAAAUGUUCGAAUGGCUCAGCACAGACGGUGCUGAAUUGAAGCAUCACAUCCCUGGAGAAACCAACUACGUGACUCGUUUAAAAGACAGUCCAAUGUCAGCAACUCGCCCAUUCCCCAACAACCCAAAUUUUGUCAGCGAAUCUGUCUUAAGUGAAGAGCUGCGAAAUGAAGUUUACACACGCGUCGUCGAGGAGAAGAAGAGUGUCCGUGCUGUCAGUAUGGACCUUGGAAUCGACAUGAAGCGAAUCGGUGCCGUGGUCAGGUUGGUUGAGCUUGAGAAGCGACAACGUGAACAGGGCAAACAUCUAGCACUACCAUAUGCUCGGGCCAUCCAUGAGAUGAUCCCAACAACUCCUCUCGCUCCACCAGGCGAGCGCCAAACCUACCACGAACCCAUCAAUGACCUUCCCGCCCACCCUCUGACAGGAGCUCAAAUCUUCUACCCCGUCUCCGAGUCGCGUCCCUUCAACCGAGUUGAAGCCGGUCGUGUCUUCUCCUCUGCCCCUGCCUUGGAACACCAUGAAGCCGCGGAGAUUGGACACCCGUCCGAUCUCGCCGAAAAGAUCAUCGAAGAUCCCAGGGCCAUCGGCUGGGUCGGCAAGGGUAACAACGCCCGCCAGAUCCUGCAGCCCGCUGAUGUCCGCAUUCCCCACCCACACAUGGUCGCUCUUGAGCGCGAUCACAUCGCUCACCCCAAUGAGCGCCGUGCUGUCGCCGAGCGCCAGACUAAGCGUCUGGAGCGCCAGGAUGCCGCUGAGCAGCAGCGUCGCGAACGCGCUCAGGCCCGUCGCGAGAAGAAGCUCCAGACCUUCACCCCUGAAAACUCUCGCUUCGAGUACCGUAUUCAGGAGACCGUGUACACCAAGGAGACUACCGGAGCUGAUGGCCGUGCUCCCUGGGCUGUUGGUCGUCGUUACGGUGUCCCCCACCGUGACCGCACACGUGGUGAGGUCAAGAUCCCCACUCGUGUGGAGGCAUGA